This is a messenger RNA of Eptesicus fuscus (big brown bat), 1335 nucleotides long. It is a transcript of the gene SHH, whose product is annotated as sonic hedgehog signaling molecule. Gene Ontology annotation, molecular function: patched binding; calcium ion binding. The transcript has 3 exons. Gene Ontology annotation, biological process: smoothened signaling pathway; protein autoprocessing; cell-cell signaling. NCBI's taxonomy places the organism in Eukaryota, Metazoa, Chordata, Mammalia, Chiroptera, Vespertilionidae. The record is from RefSeq and is a predicted model, not a curated record. Bases 4 to 1335 code for a protein of 443 amino acids.
GAGAUGCUGCCGCUGGCGAGAUGUCUGCUGGUACUGCUCGUCUCCUCGCUGCUGAUGUGCUCCGGGCUGGCGUGCGGACCGGGCAGGGGGUUUGGGAAGAGGCGGCACCCCAAAAAGCUGACCCCUUUAGCCUACAAGCAGUUCAUCCCCAACGUGGCCGAGAAGACCCUGGGGGCCAGUGGAAGAUAUGAAGGGAAGAUCUCGAGAAACUCGGAGCGGUUCAAGGAGCUCACCCCCAAUUACAACCCCGACAUAAUAUUUAAGGACGAGGAGAACACGGGAGCGGACCGGCUGAUGACUCAGAGGUGUAAGGACAAGUUAAAUGCUUUGGCCAUCUCAGUGAUGAACCAGUGGCCAGGAGUGAAGCUUCGGGUGACCGAGGGCUGGGACGAGGACGGCCACCACUCUGAGGAGUCGCUGCACUACGAGGGCCGCGCCGUGGACAUCACCACGUCAGACCGGGACCGCAGCAAGUACGGCAUGCUGGCGCGCCUGGCCGUGGAGGCCGGCUUCGACUGGGUGUACUACGAAUCCAAAGCACACAUCCACUGCUCUGUGAAAGCAGAGAACUCGGUGGCGGCUAAAUCCGGCGGCUGCUUCCCGGGCUCAGCCACUGUGCACCUCGAGCAGGGCGGCACCAAGCUGGUGAAGGACCUGCGCCCCGGGGACCGCGUGCUGGCGGCCGACGACCAGGGCCAGCUGCUCUACAGCGACUUCCUCACUUUUCUGGACCGCGACGACGGCGCCAAGAAAGUUUUCUACGUGAUCGAGACGCGGGAGCCACGCGAGCGCCUGCUGCUCACCGCUGCGCACCUGCUCUUCGUCGCACCGCACAACGACUCGGGCGCAGGUCGGCCGCCGGGGGGCGCGCCUGGGCGCCGGGCGCUCUUUGCCAGCCGCGUGCGGCCGGGCCAGCGCGUGUACGUGGUGGCGGAGCGCGGUGGGGACCGCCGGCUCCUGCCCGCCGCCGUGCACAGCGUGACCCUGCGCGAGGAGGCCACGGGCGCAUACGCGCCGCUCACGGCGCAGGGCACGAUCCUCAUCAACCGGGUGCUGGCGUCGUGCUACGCCGUCAUCGAGGAGCACAGCUGGGCGCACCGGGCCUUCGCGCCCUUCCGCCUGGCGCACGCGCUGCUGGCCGCGCUGGCGCCCGUGCGCACGCUCCGUGGCGGCGACGGCGACGGCGGGGGUGGCGGCCGCAUCCCCCAGCCCGAGCCGGGGGCGUCAGGGGCCGCGGGCAUCCACUGGUACUCGCAGCUGCUCUACCAACUAGGCACCUGGCUGCUGGACGGCGAGGCCCUGCACCCGCUGGGCAUGGCGGUCAAGUCCAGCUGA